CAUCUCAUUCCCUGAUGAGGGCUGCUUUCUCUGUUUUAGUUUGCUGUUCUUUUAGGAGCUGGACAAGAAGACAGCGUUAAACCUGCUUUAAACUUGAAGACAGAACUCUUUGAUCAGCAAACUUGCUUUCUUGGUUUACAUUAACUUAACUCCACUGGUUUAAUUGUUCCCAGCAGUGCUGUUGCAUUCUGGGAUACGCAUUGUGGGAUUACCUAAAGAGGAUCAUGGCUGCCUCACACCUGUUUUUGAAUGUGUUGACUGCUAUUUUACUGUUAAGCUACGUUUCUUACGGUCAAAAAUCCAACACCGCCAGCACAGGUGUGCAAGCCACCAAUCAGACGGCUGCUCCGUCUGGUGCUCCAGAGGUCACUCUUGCAACCCCGGGGUCAGAUGCAGACGAUAUCCCAUCAGCUGGGAGCCGUUGUUGGGGUUACUAUGAUGUAAUGGGCCAAUGGGAUCCUCCGUUUAAUUGUAAUGCAGGAAUAUACCUGUUCUGCUGUGGCUCCUGCUACUAUCGAUUUUGCUGCCAGUUCAAGGUUCACAGCCUGGACCAGACAUCUUGUUCCAAUUACGACACGCCGGUGUGGGCCAACACAGGCAAGCCAGCGGCUCCGGUGACCGAUGUCCAGGAGGAACCGGAUCGAGACCGCACUCACAUGAUUGUGUACAUAAUAUGUGGAGUGGUGGCCAUCAUGGUGCUGGUUGGGAUCUUCACCAAACUGGGUCUGGAAAAAAGUCAAGGAGGACAGACUGACAUGACAAACUCCAGGGCCCUGACGGAACUGCUGAAACAGCCAGGCGAGCCUGGGGGUGUGGAAAGAGGAGGAGGUCACCACCCUAUGGGAUCCAACGGCAUCUCUGGCAGGUCAAUGCGCACCAACAACGAGCAUAACCACCUGAAUAAUGUCACGCAUCCUACUUUGAGUCCCGUAAUGACUCUGUCCCAGCCUCACAACAAUCUGGGCUUCAACAAAUACUCCUCUCUCAAGACCAUGGAUACUACAGCAAGGGAUUAUUACCCCAAGAGCUAUACCAUGAUGGAUUACGCACAACGCCAAUCCUCGCCUGCAACCUUCCAACCCAUUGCUUUCCACCCAAAAGAUAAACACUUUCUUCCCCCUCCGGACAUCCAUACUCCUUUGGCCAUUACCAUUACAUCAUCUCAAGUCCCCAAGCCCAAGAUCUCCAAGACUAACACCCACCCACUCACCUCAAGCUCAGCCUUCAAAGUGUGGGACCCCAACAAGAGCCAUAUACAGGUACAACACCAGGUCCCUCUCAUGAUGCAGCCACCACUGUCUCAACCAAACAGUCGGCGCCAGGUCUUCUCCAACAAGCGUCAGUUUAGCAUCGAGACUCUUCCAGAGUUGUUCUCUCAGCCUCUGGGGUAUGGACAGUCUCCGCACCUCCAACCACAACACAAGGGACUGCACACAAACAGCAAAACGGAAGUGACGGUCUGAGGGGAAAGCCUGAACUGGAUGUGAAAUCUUCUACACAUGUGCUUCAGUUAUAUUUAUAGUAUAUUUUUUCCUUGUAUUCAUUUUGGACUAGAUUUACUUUCAUUGUACAAAAAUACAAAGAACUGAAGGGGAAAAUGUUGCAUGGUCUAGAUUCUGAUUCUACUUAGGCCUUGAAUCCCUGCUGAUCCUACCUCCCCCCUAAAAUUCUGGUCUGUUGUUCUUGUACUGCUGGCCUUCAGAUGUCUCUUGUGGACCGGACCCAUGUGUCCGAUGGCAAAGGGCAGGAGCCUUGCACCUCAGCCCCCUUCACACCAUUCUGGAUAAGGCCAUUGUCCUGUCAACUUUCAUCAGCCAAGAGCUGCCACACAGUGAAAUAUUAUUCAGACAAUUCUAGACCACUGAGGACAAAGAACAGUGAGGAAGCAUACGGAAGAGGACAGUGAAAAAACCAAGGUGCCCUGUGAGAGGAAAAGAGAGUGUUGUGAUGUUUAAGAGUUUAUUUCAGUCAACGGAUGAGGAUCUAGGUGAAUUUGGCAAAGUCCAAUGUCCCUAGGACUCUUUACCUCAACACCUUUAUCAAAGGAUGCAUUCCAGCACUUGUCCAGGGAGCAGACCGCCAACAUCACCUCAAAUCAUAGCUAUUCUGUUUCUCUUUCAAACUCUUGUUUGGGACACAGCACAGGUAAAGACAAGGUCGAUAAGCAAGUCUCUAUGACAGACAGACCACAAGAGAGACAUUUCAGGGGACGAUAGUCACCUGCAGAGAUGAGGUGCCAUAGUGACGGAGGAGCACAGAUCUAGGUGAACAAAUCCAGCAGUGUCAUAUGAAACACUGCCAAAACAACUUUGCUAAAUUGACCCAUGUGUAUUCCUUGCAAUAUCUGUCAAACAGCCUGCUUCGAAUUCUCUCUAAUGCUAAUUCUCCUCUCGAAUGCUUUGAAUACUUCUGAAUGUAGAUAAUUAUCCUUUUCGUGAAAGCAAGAACCUAUUAGAUUGAUGAUUUGGUGGCAAAAUCUAGCAUGUAGCAGCAAUACCUACACCCUGUUGUAGCAUCCUAAUGCAAAUGGCAUGGGAAACCACUAAAUCUGGUAGUGGCCAUCAGUUUUAAAGUGAAGAUCUGUGAUUUUAGGUGCCUUGGGAGUUGCUCAAGAGACCAAGGAAAAUGGUAGCAAUACUAGGCCUGUCUGUCCUCUCCUGCUUGGGGCCAAAUGACUGAUGGACACAGCUGUCAAACUCACUCUCUGCUGUUCCAAGCUGUUUCCAGCCAGGCGUUUGGCUGCCACACUGCCACAGAAUACCAGGGGGCGCUGUAAUUAAUGACAGGUUGGUUCUAAUUCAGCAGAUCCAAAAUGUGUUCUACCAAACUGCCUGUGGACGGUUUUUUAUUUUUCGUCUGUCUUAUCUUUUUUCAUUCACAAUGGAUCCGAAUGGAGAUAUAUGGUUCUUGCUUAAAGACAAAAGGCGUGACUACAAAACUAAAUUUUGAUUUUUUUUUAUGCAUCAAUUUAAAGGAGACCUGCAGAGAUGUCUGAUGGUGACCUCUUGCUUCUUCACACAACA
This is a messenger RNA of Carassius carassius (crucian carp), 3023 nucleotides long. RefSeq names its product protein shisa-9-like. Gene Ontology annotation, cellular component: dendritic spine membrane; AMPA glutamate receptor complex; postsynaptic density. Bases 225 to 1463 code for a protein of 412 amino acids. Gene Ontology annotation, biological process: regulation of short-term neuronal synaptic plasticity; regulation of AMPA receptor activity. Lineage: Eukaryota; Metazoa; Chordata; Actinopteri; Cypriniformes; Cyprinidae. The record is from RefSeq and is a predicted model, not a curated record. The transcript is spliced from 4 exons.